Molecule: messenger RNA, 3024 nt
Organism: Knipowitschia caucasica
Lineage: Eukaryota; Metazoa; Chordata; Actinopteri; Gobiiformes; Gobiidae
Source: the annotation of a GenBank genome assembly
AUGCAUCGGCUGUCACACCGCUGUCAUACCGCUGUCCUCUGCCUCCCAGCGCCCCGAUACCUCACCCCGAACCCGGCUACAGUCCUCGGCCUCACCUGGGCGCUGAACAAAAGACAAUUCCACUGGUAUAAACACGUAUCGAAACAGCCGCGCUGCUGGAUCCUGAGACCACAGGGACCACUGCAGGAGGCCCCAGCUCUGACCACAAGCACUGCUCCUGGACAGCUGUGCGAGCAUGAACACACACUGAUAUUCACAGGAGCAGAGUGGAUUCGGAAUGACAAGGGUCUGGAGACGCAGAGGGAGACGCAGAGGGAGACGCAGAGGGAGACGCAGAGGGAGACGCAGAGGGAGACGCAGAGGGAGACGCAGAGGGAGACGCAGAGGGAGACGGAGACGGAGAGGGAGACGGAGGCAGAGAGGGACGCGGAGAGGGAGACGGAGAGGGAGACGGAGAGGGAGACGGAGAGGGAGACGGAGAGGGAGACGGAGAGGGAGACGGAGAGGGAGACGCAGAGGGAGACGCCGAGGGAGACGCAGAGGGAGACGCAGAGGGAGACGGAGAGGGAGACGGAGAGGGAGACGGAGAGGGAGACGGAGAAGGAGACGGAGACGGAGGCGGAGAGGGAGGCGGAGAGGGAGACGGAGAGGGAGACGGAGAGGGAGACGGAGAGGGAGACGGAGAGGGAGACGGAGAGGGAGACGGAGAGGGAGACGGAGAGGGAGACGGAGAGGGAGACGGAGAGGGAGACGGAGAGGGAGACGGAGAAGGAGAAGGAGACGGAGAAGGAGACGGAGACGGAGACGGAGAGGGAGACGGAGAGGGAGACGGAGAGGGAGACGGAGAGGGAGAGGGAGACGGAGAGGGAGACUGAGACGGAGAGGGACAGGGAGACGGAGAGGGAGACGGAGAGGGAGACGGAGAGGGAGACGGAGAGGGAGACGGAGAGGGAGACGGAGAGGGAGACGGAGAGGGAGACGGAGACGGAGACGGAGAGGGAGACGGAGAGGGAGACGGAGACGGAGAGGGAGACGGAGAGGGAGACGGAGAGGGAGACGGAGAGGGAGACGGAGAGGGAGACGGAGAGGGAGACGGAGAGGGAGACGGAGAGGGAGACGGAGAGGGAGACGGAGAGGGACAGGGAGACUGAGACGGAGAGGGACAGGGAGACUGAGACGGAGACUGAGAGGGAGACGGAGAGGGAGACGGAGAGGGAGACGGAGAGGGAGACGGAGAGGGAGACGGAGAGGGAGACGGAGAGGGAGACGGAGAGGGACAGGGAGACUGAGACGGAGAGGGACAGGGAGACUGAGACGGAGACUGAGAGGGAGACGGAGAGGGAGACGGAGAGGGAGACGGAGAGGGACAGGGAGACUGAGACGGAGAGGGACAGGGAGACUGAGACGGAGACUGAGAGGGAGACGGAGAGGGAGACGGAGAGGGAGACGGAGAGGGAGACAGAGAGGGACAGGGAGACGGAGAGGGAGACGGAGACUGAGAGGGAGACGGAGAGGGAGACGGAGAGGGAGACGGAGAGGGAGACGGAGAGGGAGACAGAGAGGGACAGGGAGACGGAGAGGGAGACGGAGACGGAGAGGGAGACGGAGAGGGAGACGGAGAGGGAGACGGAGAGGGAGACGGAGAGGGAGACGGAGAGGGAGACGGAGAGAGAGGGAGACAGAGAGGGAGGGAGAGCGGUGGGCAAGGACAGUGCGGACGAGGCCACUGGCUCCAUGAAGCCUGAGUCCCGUGUGUCUCUGGGGGACACGUCUCCUGCUGGUCCUCCUCUGUCCAACAUGUCUCCUGCUGGUCCUCCUCUGUCCAACGGAGAUUCUCUCAGCGACAGGAGCGCUCUGCCUGUGGAGCCCAGCCUCAUCAAACUGGACCCAGCAGCCAACGACGCUUCUUCCCCUUUAGAUGGCCAACCAGUGAAGAGGAAGAAGGGUCCAGCUCCUAAGAUGUUGGGUAACGAGGUGUGCAGUGUGUGCGGAGACAAAGCGUCGGGUUUUCACUACAACGUUCUGAGCUGCGAAGGCUGCAAGGGCUUCUUCCGCCGCAGCGUCAUCAAGAGCGCGCAGUACAGCUGUAAGAACCACGGCCGCUGCGAGAUGGACAUGUACAUGCGCCGCAAGUGCCAGCAGUGCAGGCUGCGCAAGUGCAGGGAGGCCGGCAUGCUCGAGCAGUGUGUGCUAUCCGAGGAGCAGAUCCGACUGAAGAAGCAGAAGAAGCAGCACGAUGAUGAGACUGCACGCUCUUCUGUGGCCACGCCCACCCCGCCCCCUGACCCCGCCUCUCUGGACCCCCAGCAGGAGGACAUGAUCCAGAAGCUGGUGGCCAUGCAAAAGCAAUGCAACAAGAGGUCGUUCCUGGACCGGCCCAAAGUCACGCCGUGGCCCCAGAGCCAGGACCCACAGAACAGAGAGGUGCGGCAGCAGAGGUUCGCACACUUCACGGAGCUGGCAAUCAUGUCGGUGCAGGAGAUCGUGGACUUUGCCAAACAGUUGCCGGGUUUCUUGGAGCUCACCAGAGAGGACCAGAUCGCUCUCCUCAAGACCUCCACCAUCGAGAUCAUGCUUCUGGAGACGUCGCGGCGGUACAACCCUGCGAUCGACAGCAUCACUUUCCUCAAGGACUUUAGCUACAACAAGGAGGACUUUGCAAAAGCAGGUCUCCAGAUCGAGUUCAUCAAUCCCAUCUUUGAGUUUUCAAAAGGCAUGAACGACCUGCAUUUGGACGAGGCAGAAUACGCAUUGCUAAUUGCUAUCAACAUCUUCUCUGCUGAUCGGCCGAACGUCCAGGAUCAUGAGCUGGUGGAGCGGCUGCAGCAGCCCUACGUAGACGCCCUGCGAUCCUACAUCAUGAUCAAGAGACCAAAUGACCACCUGAUGUUUCCUCGAAUGCUGAUGAAGCUGGUGAGUCUCCGGACGCUGAGCAGUGUUCACUCGGAGCAGGUUUUCGCUCUUAGGCUACAGGACAAGAAGCUGCCGCCUCUUCUCUCUGAGAUCUGGGACGUGACCGAGUGA